AUGGCUACCCCCAGUGUCCUUACCUUUGAUACUGAGGGUCGUACUGUUGACUUUGAGCCGACCUCGUUGGCUUCGAGUCGGUCGGCGCUGCGUCUGCCCCUAGCAGGAAGCGCCGCACCGGCAAGGGCAAGGGGGGCAAGGGCGUUGGGGUGGCUAGUGGGGGUGGUGGAGGUGGUGGUGGAGGCGGUGGAGGGAGUGGGGGUGGUGGUGGGAGUGGUGGCGGGGGCGGAGGUGUCGGUGACAGCAGUGGAGGCGGAGGAGGCGGCGGUGGUGGCAGAGGGAGCGGAGGCGGCAGAGGUGGCGGAGGUGGCGGAGGUGGCUGAGGCAAUGGUGGAGCUGGUCGCGGCUCUGCGCAGAGGAGUGGCUUCGGUGGUGGUCCGCGCGAGCAGCAGCAGCGCGGUCAUGAGACCCUGUCCCCUCAGCAGCUUCGUGAGUGGUACGCUGGGCGUCGGCGGGGUGGGGGCACUGGUCCCUGCACCUACGUCCUCCGUACAAGCGACCGCGCUGGUGAGCAGUGCGGGCGCACGCACUCCACCUAGCGCUGCUUUGGCCGCCUGA
Messenger RNA from Closterium sp. NIES-65, 558 nucleotides. The record is from the annotation of a GenBank genome assembly. Lineage: Eukaryota; Viridiplantae; Streptophyta; Zygnematophyceae; Desmidiales; Closteriaceae.